UCCACCACCGGCGGCGGGCGGCCGACGCCGGCGCACCUCCGUCCGGCCGUCCCUUCUUCCCAUCUGGUGCCUCUGGUCCCGUCUCCCUUGACCUGCUCCUUGUGCGACUCGUCUCCUCCACUCCUCCCUCAAGAUCGCGAGGCGAGCGACGGCCGGCCAAGUUGCGAGUACAGGCGAGGCUGGUGACGCACGCACAUGCUAGGCUUGUAGGAGCAGCUGCCGGCGAUCAUCUGCAUCUACCCGACCAUCAAGUGCCAUAACUGUGCCGCUUAGUUUGGUGCACUACAAUGGAGAUUGACAGUCUAAGAGAGGCCUUUGAACGAGUUGUAGAAAAACGUACCCUAUCUUCUACCAAAGUUCAGGAAGCUAUUGAUCAGAUAGUGAAUGAAGUUAUGCAGGCAAUAUCGAAGAUACAGAUGAUGAAUACAGAUUCCAUGGACAGUUGUGACCAUUCACACAUCCUUGCAGAACUGAAGGCCAAGCUGAACGAAGUGGCGCCAUUGAACCAGCUUGAAGGGUGUCAAAAGGAAUUGAAUGUUGCUCUCAGCAAAUAUCUCAAGCUCCUUGAGAAGUCUUUUAAUCCAGAUAUAUCAAAGGCAUAUAGAAAUGUGGAUUUUGAGACUUCCACAAUAAACAACAUAAUAGCAAAUCAUUUCUACCGCCAGGGCCUCUUUGAUCUCGGAGACUCCUUUGUCCAUGAGUGUGGUGAGUCAGAUCAGUCUUACCUGAAAUCAUCGUUUCAAGAGAUGUAUGGAAUCCUUGAAGCGAUGCAAGCAAGAAACCUUGAGCCUGCACUCAGUUGGGCUGCCAAGAACCAUGAUCAGCUGUUGCAGAAUAGCUCAAUGCUUGAGCUGAAGCUCCAUUCUCUUCAGUUUGUUGAGAUACUUAUUAAUAAAGGAAGUAAAGCCGAGGCUUUACAAUAUGCAAGGACUCACCUGGGGCCCUUUGGCUUCAUGCACGAGGCGGAGAUCCCGAGGCUGAUGGCUUGCCUUAUAUGGGACCGGCUUGAUCAGUCCCCAUAUGCCGAGUUUGUGUCAUCGACGCAAUGGGAGAAGCUAUCUGAGGAGCUAAUCCAUCAGUUCUGCAGCAUCUUGGGACAGUCUAGCGACAGCCCACUUAAUGUAGCUAUAUCAGCUGGUUUUCAAGGACUGCCGACCUUGUUGAAGCUAACCAUGGUAAUGGCUGCCAAAAAGCAGGAGUGGCAGGCCAUGAAACAGCUUCCAGUCCCCAUAGACAUUGGACCAGAGUUCCAGUACCACUCUGUGUUUGUAUGCCCAGUGCUGAGAGAGCAGUCAAGUGACGAGAACCCUCCGAUGCUGAUGCCCUGUGGACACGCUGUAUCGAAGCAAUCAAUCAUGAAGCUGUCAAAGAGCAGCUCCAGAACUUUCAAGUGCCCUUACUGCCCCUCCGAGGCGGUAGCUUCGCAGUGCAAGCAGCUUCGUUUCUAGAUUGUUUCAUCUUUUUCCAGAUCAAAAUCUUUUAUACAAGUGGUUUCUUCAUGUUUUCUGUUCCACCCAUCCAAUAACUUUUUGCUGUAAUAUAAUCACCUGUAUCUUUAUUGAAUCCUGAAUGUUAAUCUGUACAGUAGCAAACCCAGUCUGUUGCUAAAAUAUCUACUGAACACGAAAAUCUAAUAUUGUUUACUGUUCUUCUCUGAA
This is a messenger RNA of Lolium rigidum, 1658 nucleotides long. RefSeq names its product protein RMD5 homolog. NCBI's taxonomy places the organism in Eukaryota, Viridiplantae, Streptophyta, Magnoliopsida, Poales, Poaceae. The transcript is spliced from 2 exons. The record is from RefSeq and is a predicted model, not a curated record. Gene Ontology annotation, biological process: proteasome-mediated ubiquitin-dependent protein catabolic process. Gene Ontology annotation, molecular function: protein binding; ubiquitin protein ligase activity. Bases 288 to 1448 code for a protein of 386 amino acids. Gene Ontology annotation, cellular component: cytoplasm; GID complex; nucleus.